Messenger RNA from Polyodon spathula (Mississippi paddlefish), 2648 nucleotides. Its product is annotated as dnaJ homolog subfamily B member 9-like. The record is from RefSeq and is a predicted model, not a curated record. Gene Ontology annotation, molecular function: misfolded protein binding; protein-folding chaperone binding. The transcript is spliced from 3 exons. Bases 117 to 779 code for a protein of 220 amino acids. Gene Ontology annotation, cellular component: endoplasmic reticulum. NCBI's taxonomy places the organism in Eukaryota, Metazoa, Chordata, Actinopteri, Acipenseriformes, Polyodontidae.
UGUUUCGGUUCUGGAAUUCACUGUCACAAAGUGGAAUGUCUGUUUGCAGGAGCGUCAGUUGCGUCAGCCUUCAUCGUUGAACAGGGUAAGGACGCAGAUUUUGGGUAACAGGCAAUAUGGCAUCAGCACAGGCAGCCUUAACAUUUGCUAUUUGUAUAUUAAUGAUAUCAGAAUUAAUAUUGGCAAAAAAGGACUACUAUGAUAUUCUGGGUGUGCCAAAAAGUGCAUCUGAACGGCAGAUAAAGAAGGCCUUUCACAAGCUUGCAAUGAAAUACCACCCAGACAAAAAUAAGAGUCCUGAUGCUGAGGCAAAGUUCAGGGAAAUAGCUGAAGCAUAUGAAACCUUGUCAGAUGAGAAAAGAAGAAAAGAGUAUGAUCAGUUUGACUACCGGGCGUUUACAAAUUCUAAAGGUGGGAAUGGACAUCAUUUUGAUCAGCCAUUCAAUUUUAACUUCGAUGAUAUGUUUAAAGAUUUUGACGUGUUCAGUCAGAAUCACCAAGCUCGUCAAAAACAGCACUUUGAAAACCACUUCAGAGCUCACCAGGAAGCCCACCGGAAACACAAGCGGCAUUUUCAAGAGUUCUCUUUUGGAGGGGGGGUCUUUGAUGACAUGUUUGAAGACAUGGAAAAGAUGUUUUCCUUCAGUAGUUUGGGCAAUACUCAGAGGCAAACAGUAAGAACUGAGAACAGGUUUCAAGGGUCUGGGAAGCAGCAUUGCAGAACUGUCACACAACGAAGAGGAAAUAUGGUCACCACAUACACAGACUGUUCAGGCUGAUAAGUUACAAUGUUUCUUGCCUUGUUGGGUGCAGUGAACACAAGUCAGAUUUGUAAGUAUCAAGAUUUUUUUUUUUUUUUUUUUUUUUUUUUUUAAUAAUCCAGACAUGUAACAUUUUGCCAAACUAAAACCUUGAGUAAAGUUGGUUUCAUUUUUUUAUUUAUUUAUUUUUUUAAAUGUGCUUCAGACAUAACCGCAACAUUUACUAAAGUUUGCAAUAAAAUCAGACAAUACAGUUCAUAUUGGGCCCAUUUUAGAGCACCCUGCAAUUUAGGUUUUAGUUAUUUUCUAAUCAAAUGUAGUAAAUAUAUACAGACUUCAUUUUUUUUAAUUAUUUUCAGUGAUCCAGUUUAAAAAAAAAAAAAAGGUAAUUGUACUUUUCCAGGAAUGGAUACUCAUUAAUAUCAGCUGGUUCAUCUUUAAAAUAAUAAUAAUAAUAAUAAUAAUAAUAAUAAUAAUAAUAAUAAUAGUGAUGAUGGCCAGGUUUAAAACAUUCAGAUCUGAUUUGUAAACUAAAGGUUAUGGUAACACAUUUCUCAAAUUAGUUUUAUAUACAAUUAAAACAUGCAGAAGAUGGUAGACCUUGAUGUUGUUUAAAUGUAUACAUGAUUUAUGCUGAAGUAUACAUAAUAAUCCUUAUCAGUUAAUACUCAGGAAGGUUAAAACUACAUUUGCUUUCAGUAAUGAUCUGAAUUUCUGUAGUGUUUGAUUCUGUUACCUCAUGUCCUCUGUAGAGUCUGUGAUGUAUAGAUGUGUAAUGUGCAAUAUGUCAAGCCAGCUUUUCUCUUUUCCUGUGUCUGCUAAUUCUUUUCAUUCAUUGCUGGUUUUAUAUUAAAUGUUCAAUUUCUGUACAGCUGAAUUGUCAUGCACUUUCUUUGUUGCACUUAUUCCUAUGGAUACAGUUUAUUUACAUGAGUCUUAUAUGAUGAGUGCACACGUGUGAAAAAAAUAAAGUAUACUUGUAAAAUCUAAACAUUUUUAGUGUAAUCUUGUGAUUUGUAAAAUGUCAAGAAAAACAUUUAAUCCAGGGAUUUGUAAUUUUAUAGAGUAAGUAGCUUCAAAUGUCAUUUUAAUUGCUGUUGUAUGGUGUGUGUGUGUAGUCCUUCUGUGUGUUCCUUCCAUUCUGCUCUUUAUUCCAACUCUGGUCUUAUUUAAUUGAAACAAUUAAACCUCCAUACAAACACUAAAGUAGUUCAUUAUCUAAUUGUACCUGUUAAAAAGAGGUGGAAUGGCUCUCCAGGACUGAUUGGGCAUCGCUGUCUUAAGUGCUGGAACUGAACAGCCUUCCUCAUUUCAUUCCAAUUUGACUAUGUGACCUUUCACUGUCAGUUUCACCCUUGGUCCAAGUAGAGUAGGUGGAUCUAACACAGUUACAAAGUCACAUUGUCACAUGAUUUGAGUGGAAUGAAGAAGCCAUUGUCACAGCACAAAGGAUACUCGAGAGACACUCGCAAGCAAAUAAAGGAUUUAGAGAAAAAUUCUAAUAAUCCAUAGUGGCAAAACAACCCAGAAGAACUCAUAAUGACUGAAAUGUAAGGGAAAUAAAAUUACAUUUGAAGCUAAUUAACCUUAAAAGGUGUGUUUUAUUUUGAUUGUGGAGUCCGUUGUUUCACCUCAAGUCAUAUUCAGGUGGACUUUGCAUAAGAUGUCACCUGACAAAAUCAGCUUUGUUUAUAUUAUGUUUAGAAAAUACUGGGACAUGGUUUUUAAAAUUGGCCUGGAUUGGAACUUUAUCUGUUACCUCAGCUGACCAUGGUAAAAAUCUUUCCAGUUUUGUAUAAACAGGUCUUUUUUAACCCCAAUGAAAAGUAUUUGCAAUGAAUAAAAAUCUCAUUAUAACAUGCAUUGUAUUACAACUUGCCGUUCCUC